This is a messenger RNA of Fulvia fulva, 1770 nucleotides long. Its product is annotated as Ubiquitin carboxyl-terminal hydrolase 6. The coding region runs from base 1 to 1770 and encodes 589 amino acids. The record is from RefSeq and is a predicted model, not a curated record. The transcript has a single exon. NCBI's taxonomy places the organism in Eukaryota, Fungi, Ascomycota, Dothideomycetes, Mycosphaerellales, Mycosphaerellaceae. Gene Ontology annotation, biological process: protein deubiquitination; regulation of proteasomal protein catabolic process; proteasome-mediated ubiquitin-dependent protein catabolic process. Gene Ontology annotation, molecular function: protein binding; proteasome binding; cysteine-type deubiquitinase activity.
AUGGCGGCAGACAUUCCGAUCAAGGUGAAGCAUCAAGGCAAGAGCUACGAUGUCGAAGUCAACCCCGAGUCCACCGGCGAAGAGCUGAAGAUGCAGCUAUACUCCCUUACGAACGUCGAACCCGAGAAUCAGAAAGUACUAGCGAAGAAGAUCGUGAAGGAUGAUACACCACUAUCGACUCUCGGCUUGAAGCCAGGCGCGGUCAUCACACUCAUUGGAAACCCGUCAGCCAACGUGGUGUUUGAGGUGCCUAAGGAGAAGAUGAAGUUCGCGGAGGACAUGACAGAAGCAGAACUUGCACAGCAAGACGGGGCGAUACCAGCUGGGCUGCAGAACAUGGGCAACACCUGCUACGCCAACGCGACGCUCCAGACACUGCGAGCUGUGCCCGAGCUUGUGGAAGAGCUGAAGGCGUACAAGCCGAGCGCGCCGAGUGCAGGCCCAUCCUCCUCAUCGUCUCUAUUCACCCCUGAACAGCUGGCGCAGCACGGCAUUGGUGGACUCGGCGGUGGCGGAGAUCUUACCUCUGCCCUGGGAGAUUUGUACAAGCAGAUGAACGAGACCCAGCAAGGUUUUCCGCCGCUCAUGUUCUUGACAACACUACGACAGAAGUUCCCACAGUUCGCAGAACGAGCAAAGAACGGCCAAGGCUACGCGCAGCAAGAUGCAGAGGAAGUCUGGACCCAGCUCAUCCAGACCAUUAGCCAAUCUCUGAAGCUGAAGGAGGGCGAUGAUGCAGCGCAAGGAUUCAACAGCUGGGUAGACAAGUACAUGGGUGGCAAGUUCGAGAUGAAGACGACCUGCGAUGAGGACCCUGAGGAGGAAGCCGUCACUAACAUUGAAGACUUUAACGACCUCAAGUGCAACAUCCAAGUUGACACGAACCACAUGCGGGAAGGUAUCAGCAUUGCUUUGAACGAAAAGCUCGAGAAGACCUCACCCAAGCUCGGUCGUACCGCGAUAUACACCCGCCAGAGCCGCAUCGCACGCCUGCCAAAGUACCUGCCGAUCCAUUUCGUUCGUUUCUUCUGGCGGAAAGAUACCGGCAAGAAAGCCAAGAUCCUGCGCAAGGUCACGUUCCAGCACGAAAUCGACGUGACAGAGUUCUGCUCGGAAGACCUUCGCAAGAAGCUCGUCCCUAUACGAGACAAGAUUCGCGAGGUCCGCAAGGAGGAAGAGGAUGUCGAGCGUGCUAAGAAGCGUCAGAAGCGCAUGCAGAAGGAAUCGGAGGAGAAUGGAGACAGCAAUGUGCGAAGUGAUGAGCCUCUGCAAAAGAGAAAGGAGAAGGAGGCCGAGCGUCAGCUGAAAGCUACAGGGCCUGCGUCGGAGACAGAGCUCAAGGCUGAGAAGAAAGAGGCUGGCGGUAGCGAAGACACGAUGAUGGGUGGUACUGAAGAGAAGUUCAAGACGGACGAGGAGAUUGAGGCUGAGCGAGCAGCGUCUAUUCUUGCGGCGAAGAAGGAACUGCUUGCACUCGUCCACCCAGAUCUCAAGAAGGACUCAACGGCAGGUCAGACUGGCCUGUACGAGCUACGCGGUCUCGUCACCCACCAAGGCUCAUCUGCUGAUUCCGGUCACUACACCGCGUACGUCAAGAAGGCAGCGGCUCCGGGAAAGAGUGAAGAUGGCAAGUGGUGGUGGUUCAACGAUGACAAGGUCUCGGAGGUUGAGAGCGAGAAAAUCGAGACACUUGCUGGUGGAGGCGAGACUCAUAGUGCACUGAUUCUGCUGUACCGCGCUGUCGAGCUGCCAAAGGUCGAAGAGAAGUAG